CACUUAAUGAACAGGUCGUCAAUAAAGGUUAUUCUAUUUGUAUGGUAUGGUAUGGUCUUGUGGUGUAUAUUCUCGUGCCUCUGACACCAGACCAGACUGGAUUAACAAAGGUGGUGGCAGCCUAUGCUACCUUUUAAAUAAUAAAAAAGUAUAUAGGGAGAUCUUGAACUAAAGAAUAUUCCACUGUGUAUAUCUGAACUAAUAAUAAAAGCCUCUGAAUCAGUAUUUUAUGAAAUUAAAUUCCACUGUGAUCAAUGACAACACCUACUCCUGUCUGCCUUAUCUGGUACCUGCUUAACUGCAUAAAGGUGUUAACAUCAUCACCGAAUAGUCUGCAGAUACAGGACAUGUGUAAUAAUGAACAUCCGGUCUCGAGUGAGAUGCGCUUGUCAUCUAGAGUGAUUUUUUUUUAUUUUUAAUAUUUUUUAGAAUUUCAGAGAGACUCAUUAAAACCGUAACCUUGUGUUAAUAGUGUUUAUCACCACAGAAACAGUGUACAGAUGGUGUUUUUUUUAAUGGACCGGAAGUGUUCCUUUUGCUGCUGUUGACGGAACACUGUGGGAGGAGAGGCUAGAGACCACACAGACGGGAAGGUUGAACAUCGGAUCGUCAGACAGUCAGGAUAUGUCUGUAAGGAUGGAAAUGGAUAUCAGUGGAGUGUCCAGGACACAUGUCUCCAUUCUACCUGCAGCUGAGAUCAAAGCCACGUUGAAACCAGAAGCAGAGAGACCUCGCUGUGCCAGCACCCCAUGUUCACCCAUCAGAGGAACUGUUGCAGGAUACCAGAUCCUGCACAUGGACUCAAACUAUCUGGUGGGCUUCACCACUGGUGAGGAGCUGCUCAAACUGGCCCACCAGUGGUCAGAGGGCACUCCAGAGAAGGGCUCUGUAUCAGAGGCUGUAUCCAGCUCCAUUCAGAGUGCUGUCCCCAAGUCUGUGGACUUGGGCAUUCACCGGUCUUCACGAAUCUUCAAAGGCAAAAGUCGUUAUUAUCAACCCUAUGACAUCCCUGCUGCCAAUGGGCGGAGACGGAGACGUAUGCCCAGCUCGAGUGACACCUUCCUCAGGUCACUGGCUCAUGGAGAGCCUGGGAGGGGUCUGCAUGCUCCACUACCCAGAUGUCUGCUUAAAGGAAAGGGGGCCCAGUCCAAAUCUCUGGACUACCUUAAUCUGGACAAAAUAAGUGUCAAAGAGUCAUCAGACACUGAGGUGUUACAGUACCAACUGCAGCACCUCACCCUGCGGGGAGAGCGCGUGUUUACCAGAAACAAGACAUGAAAGUACAGUGAAGGGCCUUUUCAGUGGAAGGCGUCUUUCACCCUUUGGGGUUUUAGGUGCUAUUUUCAGCUUGGUUUAUUUCUACUCAGAUUAUAAACAGUUCUUUAAGAAGACAGUCUGAUAAUCUUGUUACAUCAUUAAGUGGGGGGUUUACCUUGUACUGUACACAUAAUAUUGUGAAGAAAAUCCUUAAAUUAGUCCUCACAUUAUAAUGAGGUUGUUGAGGUUAAAAAAAUGUGAAUUAUAUAAACUUAGCAAUAACUAGUGAACCUAUUUAUUGACAGUGUUGUGUAUUUGUACUGGUCAGAGACGCACUGAUACAUCAGCUUACAGCUGAGAAAAGCACAUAUCACAUACUGUAUCAGCUUUAAAAAUGCACCAUGGCUGUUAGGCCAACAAUAGUUCUAGUAUCUGAAAGGAGUUGAGUUAAUGGAGGUUUUGUGAUUUUCUUUCCAGAUUAAGGCACUGCAUACAACUGUCGAAUUACCAAGAUGAUACUUUUAGUAUGUUGCUAAUUUAUUUAUUGCUGUUUUAUGCUGUCAAUCAAUACCAGUGUUUUUAGACUGCUUAUUUACUAUGAGAGGGGCAUGUGGAAAAAAUGUGAUACUUGAUAUUCCAUUCAAAAUCUGAUUAUUGAAGGGUAGAUAAAUGAACGUAUUUAAGUAUCUUCCUAGAAUGGAAGAUACUUGCUAUAUGUACAUUUAGAGGUAAUCGCUGUAAUCAUCAAGUGAUCCCAUCCUUUUUUAAUAUAUUAAAGUAUUCUUGCUUGCAUCUUUACUUGAUAGUUACAAUUAGAGAAGUGUCAGGGAGAAAGAGAAGAGGGAUUACAUGUGACAAGGUCCCCAGUCAGACUUGAACUAGGGACUCUUUGCUUAUUUGGUCAGCUCCAUGGACCACUACUCGCAGUGAUGGCCCAGAACAGUCCUCUCCUAAAGUAACUACACUGCAGCAUGUGGGGGAGAGAAUCCAUUUUCUAUCAGUCUAACUCAGACUGCUGAGGCUUCAUUUCACCUUCAGCUAAACCUGAGAAUGUAUGUAUGCAUAUCUACAUUGAGCGAGUGCUGUGGAUUUUUUCCUCCAUCUCUUAUACUUAGUAAUAGAAAGGGGAUUGCUUCAGGGCAGUAUGGGCAGGAUGAAUGGUUAUAGUGAUUAGUAACUCUUUCAAUGUACAUAUGAUACAUGUAUUAAGAUAGACGGAAAAAAUCCUUUUGUCAAACUCUCACCCACAUAAGUUUGAAAGUUGGCUUUUGUAGCUUGAGUCCUCACAAAGAACAGUAGCUUCAGUCAGCUUGAAUUCAUAUGUUGGUGGUAGUAACCUGUUUACAUGGUGGAAGAUAAGAAAACAUCUGUGGAAACUUCUUAAACUAUUCCUGCAGUAUCAUUCUCAACAUAUUGUGAGUGAGAGUUCCUGUGCACAGGUAUAUAUGAGUGGGGUAUCAAGUCUUUUUUGCAUCUGUUUAUUGGUUAUUGAUAUGGUUUGGAAUAUGUUGGCUUUAGAGAACCAUACUGGUGCAUCUCUAGUUUUGUACAUUGGUUAUUGGUGCACAAUAGUAUGUAUAGGUGUGUCUUUUCAGUGAGUGUAUGUGUUCCCCUUAUGGCUUGUAAUGGAUGUGUUUCCAAUGCCUCUACCGCAGAAAAAAUGUUUUCUGUAUCUGAUUGCACUGUUGGACAUCUUCUACAGACUCUCUCUGGAAACGUCAGUGCACCUUAACAUUGUCAUGACCAUGGCACUAGUUAAGGUGUUCACAGUAACACUGUAAUACUGUACAUAAGCAAGCCAUGUGAACACACAGUUCUGUGGAAAAAUCUGUACACCCCUUUAGUUUUGCACAAUGUGUUGUGUUGCUUUGAGAAGGAAGUACACUAAAGCAUUAGAAAUUUCCAUUAAUUUUAUGAAUGUGUAACAGUUGAAGCCUCUGUGUUGAAUUUUUAUGUGAUCUUUCAAAUUGUUUUCUUGUGAAAAGAAAUGAAACAAUCUGAGUAAAACUGCUACAGUGUGUGUUACUUGGAGCCCAUUCAUCUCAGAUCCAUAGGGCAACGGUUAGCAGGCGUUACUGUCUGUAAGUGUCUUUUUCUUUCUUAUUCUUCUUCUUUUUUUAAAUCAGACACACCCUCUCACAUACAUAAAACUAUAUGUAACCAGGUUAUUGCUAGGGAGUGGGAUUGCAGUGUUACUGCAAAAGGUGAAACAGAAUUGGCCUAUUAAAGCUCAAUAUUAGGCACUAAAUUCACAUAUUCAUGUAAAUGUUAAAUAGCCACUAAUGCAGAUAAAAUCAGUAGCUACUGCCAAGGAAAACAGAAAAUCAUUUCAGACAUUUUGGAACACUGAUAUAAAACUCAAGGGGUGUACAAACUCUUUCACUGUAUACUGUAUAUUAAGUCACUCUUAUGCACUUCUAUUGUUUCCUUAAGCCAAACAAAAAAUGUAUGUUUGAUGUUAACCCAUGACUGUUAGAUGAUUAAAGGUUAUUUCAAACCGAUCUCUGAGAAGAUCAGA
Molecule: messenger RNA, 3775 nt
Organism: Lates calcarifer (barramundi perch)
Lineage: Eukaryota; Metazoa; Chordata; Actinopteri; Centropomidae
Gene: macir
Product: macrophage immunometabolism regulator
Exons: 2
Coding region: 625-1278 (217 amino acids)
Biological process (GO): negative regulation of fibroblast migration; negative regulation of cytokine production involved in inflammatory response
Source: RefSeq, a predicted model, not a curated record